Molecule: messenger RNA, 1709 nt
Organism: Aspergillus homomorphus CBS 101889
Lineage: Eukaryota; Fungi; Ascomycota; Eurotiomycetes; Eurotiales; Aspergillaceae
Product: transcription factor domain-containing protein
Exons: 6
Coding region: 126-1670 (514 amino acids)
Biological process (GO): DNA-templated transcription
Molecular function (GO): DNA binding; zinc ion binding
Source: RefSeq, a predicted model, not a curated record
GAAAAAGGUCCGCUUUAUCAAUACUCUUCUCAAACAUAAAAUGUGAUGCAGAAUCCCCGCAGUGCAAUUGGUGCCUGCACCACAAUCUUGCGUGCACAUACACUAGGCUUGUUCCUAGGACGAAUAUGAGAAGUGUUCGCAGCACACGCGAGUCGGAGGAGGUCGCAGAAUCACCGCCGAUAUUUAUCCACCCUGCUCAUAGCAAUACGCCAGCACGGGGCACUUUGGCCAUGGCGUAUCUUGAUGGGACCUACAUGACAGCCGAGGAAGAACGAAAUUGGAUUGAAGCCUGCACCGGCGAAACUGUCGACAACGCCAAACUCUACGCAAUUGAGCUUCCAUGGUCAAACACCGCCCACGGCUUCAGGUCACACCCUCCAUCGUCAGCACUUCCGCCUCGACCCACGGUUGAGAAGUAUGUCGACGUGUACUGUUCAUCAUUCCAGAGUCGGGUAUUUCCCGUGAUAAGCAAGACCCUCUUCACAGAGACCCUGGAUCUUGCCUAUGGAACGGAGGAUGCUUUUGGUGCAGAGAGUGCCAAAUCCUGCGUCUAUGCGUUGCUAUCAGUGGUAUUCCUGUUCGGGCUCAAUGACAAUCUGGUCGAAGCCCACGAUUGUGAGGCCUAUGCCCUUGCCGCUCAGAACUCCAUGCCUAGUCUGAUUCAAGAGAUGACUCUCAGCGGUCUGCAGUCUAUCAUCAUGCUUAUUCAGCAUCAAUAUUUCUUAGGUGACUUGCAAGCUGCAGCGGUGUCCGUCUCCAUAGCCAGUCGCCUUCUAUUCAAGCUUGGUGCUCACGUAGCAUCACCGUCUGACAGCCAUUAUCACAAAAGUGUACCAGAACAUCACCUGCGCGAUCUGUUCUGGUUAUGCUACUCAUUCGACAAGGACAUUUGCCUGAGGACCGGCCAGCCACCGUGCAUCAAUGAUACCCACUGUGAUCUCACUCUACCCGUGGAUUACGCGCAGAUGCAAGACGCCAACCUGCAACGGGAAACAGUAUCAAACACCGACGACACAGUGCCUCUUUUCCCCUUCGACCUGCGCCUCUCGAUGAUCAAAUCGGACGUCUACCAGGCUCUCUAUUCGGCAAAUACCGCGAGGAAAUCGGCUCCUGACAUCCUGUCGAGUAUUCGGAGUCUGGACCAGGAACUGGAACAAUGGAGGCUGAGCUUGCAUCCGGAUAUCCGGCCCCCCUUGUCUUUCAACCAGGAAACGCCCGUCAGUUCGGGGUUGAACACACAGGCGAUCAUGUUGCGACUUGCCUACUAUCACUGCGUAGCCAUUAUUCACCAAGCUAUUGAGAGGUGUCGUGGUGGUCAGCCGAGGGAGAUUGUCUCCAGUACUAUGCUGGUCAACGGUGCCAAUCAGUCGACGCUUUCGUUCCUCGAGACCGCAUUGCCUGUUCUCGCAGGGGAGUGCUUCUGGGUCGCCAUAUUCUAUGCAGUCACUGCAGUCCUGGCGCUAUUCCGCAAUGUCCUGAAGAAUCCUCUCGGGCCCCGCCUCAUGACCACUCUACGGGGUGUGCCCAAACUGAUGCAGAAGUUCCCCAUCCGAACACCUACCCUGAGCGUCAUCAUCCAUAUGCAAUUCUUGAAUAACUUCACCACCGAACUUGUGCGACUCGGUGCUUGUGCGGUGUCCAAGGCUCGGCAGGACGCACGUGGUCCGUAGCUCCAAGCAUGGGACCGAACCCUCUCAGAUAAUACUAAC